GGGCGACGGGGAACCCUAUGGGGUACAAAAGGGCAGGGACCGAAGCCCGGAAAUGGGAGUGAAAGAAGGCGCGAAGACGACCUUGGGCGUGGCGGUCUCCGCUGCUAAAGGGUCGCCGCCUAGUCCUCGGAGCCCGCAAGCCCCGCCCCCGCCCAGCAGGCUCCGCCCCCGCCCAGCAGGCUCCGCCCCGAGAUCUAAGUCUCAGGGCACCCUCCUCCUACCUCUCUGCAAGCCCCGCCGGCCGCGCCUUCGGAUCGAGUUCUGUCUGCGCUUCGUGGACGCGCCCUCCGCCCGCCGACCGACAGAACUGCCUGUACCCGCUUGUUCUCCUUGCGACCCGGACACAUAGUAUGACCAUUAGGUAUUUCGUCUACCAACCACUUUCUAUGGAAAACCAAAGGGAUCAGGCCAUGAUAGCCACUGGCAGCUUUGAAGAACGGGACAUCUUUAGAGAAGCUUGACCUUGAAGGCCUCAGCGUGGGACCCAACAAAGCCGCCUCCGGCAGAGUUCCUCUGUCUCGUCUUGUUGCUGACAGAAGGUGCCUCUUCUCCAGUUUUUGUUCAUCUCCUGGGAGGUUGCAGGAAUCAUCAUUAUGGUUGGGUUCAAGGCCACAGAUGUGCCCCCUACAGCCACUGUGAAGUUCCUGGGGGCAGGCACAGCUGCCUGCAUUGCUGACCUCAUCACCUUUCCCCUGGAUACUGCUAAAGUCCGGCUACAGAUCCAAGGAGAAAGGCAGGGGCCAAUGCAGGCUGCGGCCAGUGCCCAGUACCGCGGGGUGCUGGGCACCAUCCUGACCAUGGUGCGCACGGAGGGCCCCCGCAGCCUCUACAGCGGGCUGGUCGCCGGCCUGCAGCGCCAGAUGAGCUUCGCCUCCGUCCGCAUCGGCCUCUACGACUCCGUCAAGCAGUUCUACACCAAGGGCUCUGAGCAUGCCGGCAUCGGGAGCCGCCUUCUGGCAGGCAGCACCACCGGUGCUUUGGCCGUGGCCGUGGCCCAGCCAACGGAUGUGGUGAAGGUCCGGUUCCAAGCGCAGGCCCGGGCUGGAGCUGGCCGGAGGUACCAGAGCACUGUUGAGGCCUACAAAACCAUUGCCCGAGAGGAGGGGUUUCGGGGACUCUGGAAAGGGACAUCUCCCAAUGUCGCUCGCAAUGCCAUUGUCAACUGUGCUGAGCUGGUGACCUACGACCUCAUCAAGGACACUCUCCUGAAGGCCCACCUAAUGACAGACGACCUUCCUUGCCACUUUACUUCUGCCUUCGGGGCGGGCUUCUGCACCACCGUCAUCGCCUCCCCUGUCGACGUGGUCAAGACGAGAUACAUGAACUCUGCCCUGGGCCAGUACAGCAGCGCUGGCCACUGCGCCCUCACUAUGCUCCAGAAGGAGGGGCCCCGAGCCUUCUACAAAGGGUUCAUGCCCUCCUUUCUCCGUUUGGGAUCCUGGAACGUGGUGAUGUUCGUCACCUACGAGCAGCUGAAACGGGCCCUCAUGGCUGCCCGUGCUUCCCGGGAGGCUCCCUUCUGAGCAGGUGCUGACCUGAUCAGCAUUGGCUCCGGCUGCAGCCUGGCCCUGCUUCCUUUUUCUUCCUCCCCUUCUCCCCUUCCCUCUAUCCAUCCCUCUCUUCUGCUCCCUUCCCCCUCCCCACGUUCUCACCCCUCAGCUCCCCUGUAGCCUCUCACAGUCCAGGUGGAGUUGACCCCAGCUGACACUGUGGAAAGCCUGGCACCAGCCAGGAUCUCAAGCCCCCAGUCCCCUAGAAAGCCCUCAGCCUGACUCUUCAUCCUGCUUCCUGCCCCCAAGCCCAACUAGCACGUCACCCAUAAAACAAGCUCAACCUUG
Molecule: messenger RNA, 1838 nt
Organism: Cervus elaphus (red deer)
Lineage: Eukaryota; Metazoa; Chordata; Mammalia; Artiodactyla; Cervidae
Gene: UCP2
Product: uncoupling protein 2
Exons: 8
Coding region: 594-1523 (309 amino acids)
Biological process (GO): mitochondrial transmembrane transport; adaptive thermogenesis; response to cold
Cellular component (GO): mitochondrial membrane
Molecular function (GO): oxidative phosphorylation uncoupler activity
Source: RefSeq, a predicted model, not a curated record